Molecule: messenger RNA, 306 nt
Organism: Racocetra persica
Lineage: Eukaryota; Fungi; Glomeromycota; Glomeromycetes; Diversisporales; Gigasporaceae
Source: the annotation of a GenBank genome assembly
UUAUCAUUAUCCAAUAUUAUUCAAAAUCUGCAUCAAAUUUUAAAUUCAAUAAUUGAUAUGUUGCUUGAAGAUUCAUACGAAAAUGCAAUUGCUGAAACUUUAUAUAAUAGCAUUGAUAGAAACUUUAUUAUUAUGACAAAAUUUUUUGCAGAUAUUCUUGGAAUACUAAGACGAAUGAAUCUUCUUUUUCAAAAAAAUCAUAUUACAAUUCGUGAAGUUAAAACUCAACUUGAUGUUACGAUUUAUACUAUUAAAUCACAAUUUCUUGGAAUAGAUAAUAUUGAACCAUCUUGGAGAAUGAACUGA